Molecule: messenger RNA, 4655 nt
Organism: Cloeon dipterum
Lineage: Eukaryota; Metazoa; Arthropoda; Insecta; Ephemeroptera; Baetidae
Gene: Fas1
Product: fasciclin 1
Exons: 15
Coding region: 184-2226 (680 amino acids)
Source: RefSeq, a predicted model, not a curated record
GGCUCGGCUCGCUCUCGGUCGCUGGUGUCGUUGGCCGUGGCCCCCGAGUUGGUCGGUGCUGCAGUCCAGUCAUCUGCAGAGAAGACUCUCCGACGACCGAGCAGAGCAGGUAGCCGGCUCGCGAGCGAACACAGCCGACAAGCUAGUCGAACGUAAAAAGAGAGAAUUUUCCCGGGAAAGGCCAUGUGUCGGUUGAAGAAGUGUGGUGGUGCCGCAAAGACACUUCUAGUGCUCGCUGUCGGACUUGUGCUCGUGGCCCAACCGGCCCUCGGGGCGCCCAGGAAGAGCGUCAAGCAGAAGCUGCAGGAGGACCCCGAACUUUCUCAGUUCUACCUGUUACUAGAACAGAAUGUGUUGGCCAACUUCACGCUCAAUUUCCACAAAGCGACUUUCUUUGCUCCCACAAACGAGGCUUUCCAAAGGUUCAAGGGACCAGUAGACGAUAAACUCAUCCUGUAUCACAUCGCCUCUGGCGUGUCGCAGACCCUGGACAAGCUGAGCGACACUGUGACCACUUCGUACGAUGGCUCGCCACCUCUCUGGGUCACCAGACUGCAGAAGGGCAACACCAACAAAAAGGAGCUUUUCAUCAACAACGCCAAGGUCCUGGAAAAGCGAUCCAACUUCCAGGGCGUCAACUCGCAGAACUCACCACAGGUCCUCCAUGUGAUUGACGAAGUGCUUGUGCCUUUGACGUCAGUUUCAACUGACACUUCGGUCGACAAUCCCGAUGCUGCCGGUUUCCUUGCCCAGUCAGAGAGCGUCCAAUUAGGAUCCCACCGAGUCAGGUCCUUCCGCCAGAGGGUUAAUCAGAAUCAAAAAGAAGCCGUCUUUAAGGCGGGAGGCGGAAACACCUUCUUCAUCCCCGUCGACGAAGGCUUCAAGCCACCCCCGAGGCCGGAGAAGAUUGACAUGAAAGUAAUUGACGGCCAUGUCAUCCCCGGUAGGGUGCUUUUCAUCAGACCUACCCCCACCGGAGAGGAAUUCGACACCCUGGCUUUUACGGACAAUAUUCGAGUGCAGGUUUCUUUCUCCACUCAGCCCGACGAUAAAUCACACAGAGCGUACGUGAGCAGCAACACAGUUGUAGGAGACAAUAGCCAUCCGACGGGAGUCGUGAUGGCCGAAAUCGUUCACGCCAACAUUCCCGUCAAGAACGGAGUCGUCCACCUGAUUCACCGGCCCCUUAUGGUGGUCGACACCACUGUCACACAAUUCCUUCAGUCGUUCAAGGGCAUUGUGAGUGAAAAGGAAGAUGGCCCUCUGAAUAAGCUGUAUGAAGUGAUCAUGGACCACGGAGGAGAAUUCAUGACGCAGAUCACCAAUAUGAAGUCGCUGACCCUGUUUGCCCCUUCGAACGCCGCCUGGGCAAACGCCAACCUUAACAACAUCCUGCAGACCAAGGACAAGGUCAAGGAGAUUCUAAGGAUGCACCUGGUUGCUGAGAAACUGCCCCUUGAGACCAUCCUCAGCGAGAAUAUCAUUCAGGUCGAGUCGGCUGCCGCACGCAAAAAUCUGUAUUUCAACGUGAUCAGACACGGUCACAACGAGACUUUGACCGUUGAGGGCGGCGGAGUCAACGCCACCGUCGUUCAGCCCAAUAUCGCCGCCACAAACGGCAUUGUGCACAUCAUUGACCGCGUUCUUGGCAUCCCUUACUCCACUGUCGGCGAAAAGCUGGCCACAGACCCCGCACUCAACAAAACCUUCUGGCUCGCACAGAGUGAAAGGUUCAACGAGCAGUUGAACAACCCUCACAAGAGGUUCACCUUCUUUGUGCCCCGGGAUGCGGCUUGGGAGAAGGCUGAGCUGCACUAUCCAUCGACCCAUAAGAAGCUCUUCAUGAGAGACUUCCAGUAUCACGCCAAGUCGAUUCUGGAGCGCCACCUCAUUGUGGACCAAGCUUUCACUAUGGCUGAGCUGAAAGACCUCUUCCAGCGCAACGAGUCGGCUGUUCCGCACACCGUGCGCGACGUCUUGCACAUCAAGGUCAAGGAGAUCGAUAAAACUGAAGCCGAGACAGGGGAAGCCGGCUACUACAUCGAGUGGCAAGGCGAGCGCAUCCUCGUGUCCAGACCCGACGUCGAAUGCACCAACGGCAUCAUCCACGUGAUCGACUCUGCGCUGCUGCGGGACACUGACGUCUACGUGACUGGCGGCGUGCGCGGCUUAGGCCCCGUCAUGUCUGUGCUCACCCUUCUGUUAGCUGCCACCCUUGCCUUCUAAGACAGAAAUCACCCGCCAGCCAAACAAAAUUUGAGUCUCAAUCUUUUGAUCGUUGAAUGUUGCUGCUGCUGCUGCUACUUAAAGUUUUCAUUCUCCACAUUUUAGCUCAGACCAUUCGAAAGAAUUUUAUAAUGAUUUCUAGUGAUUGUUGGCAAAUUGAAUGCUGAUUUUCUGAGUAGCAAGCACACACACAUACAGACAAACACAUUCACCUCAGUUAAUUGUAUUGUAUUUAUAUAUUGUUUUUUAAGUUGUUUGUUUUUCCAAGGGCAGACUCGGAGAUUUGUGAUUUGAAAUCACACAAACGCGAGGGGCUGUUGAAUCGAUUUUGCUGAAUCAAAAUAGCUGGAAGUUCUCCUCAUUUACAAAGCCAUUCCACUCUGUCCUGGCACUUAUUUUGAUUUGGCCAAAGCUUUCCAGCCCAGUCGUUGAGCAUUUUAAGUUGUGACUUUGAGGGUCUGCGCUUUUGAUAGUUAGGCGGAUUUUAAUUCCCCACUGGAAAAAUGGAGUUCAGUAUUCUGAGAGUUGAUGAGCCAGGCUCUCUUGAGAACUGCCAGCCAGGAACGGUGAUUGUCCCUGGAAGCGAAGCAAGAGCUCUGAUGUUAGUUAGGGUUACAAAGGCAGGCACGCGCUGUACAUUCCCUUAAAUAAAAACUAUGCUGCUGGAGAGCGUCGAAAAGUCGAGAGCGAACGAGAUCUUAGGUCAAUUUAUCUCUUUCGUUUGUAGUUUUUGCCGUUGGAUCAGCAGGAACCAUUAGUUUUGGCCUAAGAACUGAAGAAAAAAAAUUCACACACAAACACACUUUCACACGGAAAAAUGUAUCAAGCUUGUCAUCGGAAAAUGGAUGCAGCUUUUGAGACGAAUAAUUCAAUUAAUACCACGACCACUGCUGUUGCCGCGCUUUAAAUAUUUGCAAUAAAACUUAACCUUUAAGAGGUUCAAAUGACGAAAACUGACGUGAGGAAAUUGAGAAAAAGCAAGCUUGAUUGUACGACACUCACUACUCUGCUUGAUUGCUGAGCUUUCGGCAGCAAUUUAAAUCAAAGCAGAUCGAUGGACGAACUAAAGCCUCGUUGGUUUUGUUGCUCGUGUAUUUUUGAGUGGAAUAUUUGUUUUCAUUGGUUGGUCCCCCAACUCAAUAUCGUAGCAGCAAGUAAAACACAGAAAAUAUUAAUGGUGUGCGCUCCGUUCAAAAGUAUGCCGAACUGUAUGUGAAUUUGAUGGACACCCGGAGUAAUCCGACACAAAAUAUCAGUAAAUGGAAGAAAUUACAUGUGGAUAUUUGCCUUUCCUUCUGUCUAUAAUUAAUAAUUCUGGAUGUAAAGCAAAACAUGAUUGAGUGCUAUUCACCACUUAACAAGAGAGAAAGAACCUUUGUUGUUUAGUUUAGACAAAACUGUUUCCACAAAAAGCGCCUGAAUAGCACUCAUUUUAUAUUUUGUAUGCGAAGAGGAUGUGUACGACAAAUGAUAUUAUUAAAAUGAUAAUUAUUCAGUUGACUGCUCUACAGCUUAAAAAGUCGUCGAUUUAAGAGUAAAAUAUUGACAUGGUUGUGUAGUCAUUCGCUAAAUGAUGAUGAUUAUUUUUAAGAUGCACCGAUAAAAAUCUGAAAAAAAAACAAGCUAGCGUAAUAUUUGAUCACAAUUAUUUUACAGCAAUUGAUUGACAGACAAAAGAGGUCUUAAGAAAAAAAAUAAUUGAUUGUGAUCUUGCCUGUUGAUUGAGAGAAAAAAACGCUAAACGAGCGCUGUUUAUUUCACUACCAAAGCUUGAAAAGUAGUUAAACUGCUGACGAAAAAAAGAUUAAUAACGCGAAAAGAAAUUCAGUGCGUGAGUGGAGAUUUUUGUAUAGAGCAUAAUGGUGAAGCUACAGCAAAAUGUAAGAAGCUUAGUGUGACUGCCGCUGCACUUUCUUCUUCAUCGUCUAGCCAUUUUAUUGUUUGAUCCAUUCUGGACGUGCAUAAUGAUUCAUUAUUUUUGUAUAAAUAAAACGCGCGUGGGUAACACUUGCCGCUGAUAGGAGGCCGAGAGUCUCUUAUUAAGUGGAUAUUGAAAACGAGCCCGGGUGUUGAAUGAUUCUUUUACGACAAAACUUGAACACACUGUUGUUUACUCAAUUUCAUCUCAAAAUGUAAUGUUGUAUGCAAAAACACUCAAAUUUAAAUAUUGUAUCACCAAGUCACCACCAAAAGUGAAUUAAUUUUAUUGUCAGUCGAGUGAACUAAAUUCUGAAUGGAGUAAAUUCAAUAAAACAUGAUUGUGAGGAAUUUCGUAAAAUACCAAUCUAACUCCUGCGGUAAAAAAACGUGUUGUGUCAGAUCAACAGAGUUAAAUAUUGAAUAUGACGAUAAAUUAAUCCACCAGCUUGCGGUAUUUGUGAAAUUGUAAAAUUUUAAAUAGGCGAUUAAAAUUUGGAAACAGAACAAAA